Molecule: messenger RNA, 3385 nt
Organism: Syngnathoides biaculeatus (alligator pipefish)
Lineage: Eukaryota; Metazoa; Chordata; Actinopteri; Syngnathiformes; Syngnathidae
Gene: galnt1
Product: UDP-N-acetyl-alpha-D-galactosamine:polypeptide N-acetylgalactosaminyltransferase 1
Exons: 14
Coding region: 718-2391 (557 amino acids)
Cellular component (GO): Golgi apparatus
Source: RefSeq, a predicted model, not a curated record
UCCGGGUUGUAGCGGUGAAGGGGGGGAUGAGCAAUGCAAUGAAGCUGAGCUGUCUGCAUUCACGCCGCACAUCAUCAUCAGCAGCAGCAGCAGCCGCCAAAUCCUUCCUAUCCUUCCCUCCCUCCUUCCCUCCCUCACAAGGAUCCGGCCAACCAGAGGCUGCACGUCCGCCCCCCCAGGGCCGCCGCGAAGGACCGACCUCAGUCAGCCGCGCACUCCUCUCUCCGACUGUGCGACCCUCCGAAUUUACCCCCCUCUCCCCUCAUGGAUGUCCCACCUCGUGACGACCUUAAAGGACGGAUGGCGGCGGUCUAGAUGUGUCUGGGGACCCAUGCCUUACCUUAAGCUUCUUCUUCUUCUUUUUUUUUCACGCGUUAACCGGUUGGUGUUCGACCGCAGAGAGGAGGAAGAGAAGGAGGAGAGGAGGAGGAGGAGGAGGAGGAGGAGCAGGAGCGCUCGUCCUGCGCUUAGCCCGAUAAGCUAACCGAGCUAGCUUGCUAACUUUAGCCGCAACACUUGGUACCUGCCCGGAGGGGAGUUUUUGCGGUUUGCAAGCUAACCUGCGGCGGACUCGGGCUGCUCCGUCACGCUUUUAAAUUAAGGACUAUGUUUGAGUGACGAACAAAGGAAGAAGUGGGAUCUCUGACGCUCCCUUCUCUGCUGGUGGGGCCUCCUGUACAUCUGACCAGAGACCCCUGGAGAGGUGACGUUUCCAGGAUGCGGAGGUUCGCCUACUGCAAAGUGGUCCUGGCCACCUCUCUGGUGUGGGUGAUGCUGGACAUGUUCAUUCUUCUUUAUUUUAGCGAGUGCAACAAGUGCGAUGACAAGAAGGAGAGAGGACUGCCUGGUAGAGAUGACCCCCUUGCUAGGCCGCGGGAUGGGCCCGGAGAGGGAGGGAAGCCUGUGGUGAUCCCAAAGGAGAACCAGGAGAAGAUGAAGGAGAUGUUCAAGAUCAACCAGUUUAACCUGAUGGCCUCUGAGAUGAUCGCGCUCAAUCGUUCAUUACCCGAUGUCCGACUCGAAGGGUGCAAGAACAAGCUAUACCCUGACAAUCUGCCCAGAACCAGCGUGGUGAUUGUAUUUCACAACGAGGCGUGGAGCACGCUGCUGCGGACGGUCCACUCUGUCAUCGACCGCUCUCCCCUCACGCUCCUGGAAGAGAUUGUCCUGGUGGACGACGCCAGUGAGCGAGAUUUCCUAAAGCGGCCGUUGGAGCAAUACGUCCGAAGGCUGGAGGUUCCCGUGCGGGUGGUGAGGAUGGAUCAGCGGUCCGGACUCAUCCGAGCUCGCCUCAAGGGAGCGUCCAUCUCGACGGGCCAGGUCAUAACUUUCCUGGAUGCUCACUGCGAAUGCACAACUGGCUGGCUGGAGCCGCUGCUGGCUCGCAUCAAACAAGACAAGAAAACGGUGGUGUGCCCCAUCAUCGACGUGAUCAGCGACGACACCUUUGAGUACAUGGCGGGUUCGGACAUGACCUACGGAGGCUUCAACUGGAAGCUCAACUUCCGGUGGUACCCGGUGCCCCAGAGAGAAAUGGACCGCCGCAAAGGAGACCGCACACUCCCUGUCAGGACUCCCACCAUGGCAGGCGGCUUGUUCUCUAUCGACAGAGAUUACUUCCAGGAAAUCGGCACAUAUGACGCAGGCAUGGACAUCUGGGGCGGCGAGAACUUGGAAAUCUCUUUCAGAAUCUGGCAGUGCGGGGGAACCCUGGAGAUCGUCACGUGCUCGCACGUGGGCCACGUCUUCAGGAAGGCCACGCCCUACACGUUUCCCGGAGGAACGGGACAGAUCAUCAACAAAAACAACAGGCGCCUGGCGGAAGUGUGGAUGGAUGAGUUUAAAAACUUCUUCUACAUCAUCUCCCCCGGCGUGACCAAAGUGGACUAUGGUGACAUCACGUCUCGGACAGUUCUCAGACAGAAGCUUCAAUGUAAACCUUUCAGCUGGUACUUGGAAAACGUCUAUCCCGACUCCCAGAUUCCCCGCCACUAUUACUCGCUGGGAGAGAUCCGUAAUGUGGAGACCAACCAGUGUUUGGACAACAUGGCCCGCAAAGAGAACGAGAAGGUCGGCAUUUUCAACUGCCACGGCAUGGGCGGCAACCAGGUGUUCUCCUACACGGCCAAUAAGGAGAUCCGAACGGACGACUUGUGUCUGGACGUGUCCAAAUUAAACGGGCCGGUCAUGAUGCUCAAGUGUCACCACCUGAAGGGCAACCAGCUGUGGGACUACGACCCCGUGAAGCUGAGCCUGGUGCACGUCAACAGCAACCAGUGUCUGGACAAGGCCAGCGAGGAGGACAGUCAGGUGCCCAGCGUCAGAGACUGCACGCAUUCGCGCUCGCAGCAGUGGCUGCUCCGCAACGUCACGCUUCCGGAGGUCUUCUGAUGGCGUACGGCGCGCGCGCGCGCACGCACACACACACACUCACACACUCCCACGCGCAGGGGGGGGCCGAACGUGUGUCUCAAAAACAACAACAAAAAGACGGCAGACUGUUAACGUGGGCGCCGUGCGGAUGUGAGCGCGGCACACCCGGGACGGUACGACCUCGAGGAGCGCGCUUGCGUCCUCGCCGAGGAAGACGGAGGAAAAGACCCCCCCCCCCCCCGCCGACGGACGACUUGCCACAUCAUCAUGUAACGUUUACUGACUGCCUCUCGAUGUGGAGCGUGUGCACUUCGAUUGCGUGCGUGAUUUGAAUGUUUGCAUUUUUUUCUUUUUUAUUUAAUUCAGUCAUGAGCGCUGAACACAAACUCCUACGAAGGUCGUUUUCCAUUGUGUGCCUCCUUACGGCGUGUGCGUGUGUCUCCCUCUAGUGUCGUCUACUCGUCCUUACACCCUGCAGGACCCUGAACGUGUCCCUCAAAAGGACUGUGCACAUUUUGGAGUUGGGGUUUUGGGGGGGAUCCGAAAUGUGAUCUUAAGAAGACAAAUAAUUGCGAUAUCAUACUUUUUCUAUGUCCCGUUUUUACAUGUUUGUCUCUCGUCCGUUAGAAACUAGCAACACUGCUCACUGCCUAGUUCCUCACACGCGUCCAGUAAGACCCUGGAGAAGUUUGGGGGUCCUCACUAGGGCCCGACCCAUCAUUUCUGCUUAGAUGUACGGAUGUGGAUCAGCUGGUAAAGCGUUGGCCUCACAGUUCUGAGGUCCCGGGUUCAAUCCCGGAUAUGCCUGUGUGGAGUUUGCAUGUUCUCCCCCUGCCUGCGUGGGUUUUUUCAGGGGACUCGGGUUUCCUCCCACAUCCCAAAAACAUGCAACAUUAAUUGGACACUCCAAAUUGCCCCUAGGUGUGAUUGGGAGUCUGGCUGUUUGUCUCCAUGUGUCCUGCGAUUGGCUGGCGACCAGUUCAGGGUGUACCCCUCCUCCUGCCCGUUGACA